This is a messenger RNA of Charadrius vociferus (killdeer), 2112 nucleotides long. RefSeq names its product coiled-coil domain containing 62 (gene CCDC62). The record is from RefSeq and is a predicted model, not a curated record. NCBI's taxonomy places the organism in Eukaryota, Metazoa, Chordata, Aves, Charadriiformes, Charadriidae. The coding region runs from base 1 to 2112 and encodes 703 amino acids. The transcript is spliced from 12 exons.
AUGAAUUCAUCACUGCCGCGUUCUGCUUCGCCCCAGAAACUUAGCCCAAGCCUUGAGAACAGCACCAUUCAGAAACAGAGGCAAGAACUCCAGCUUUUAAUUGCAGAACUGAAAGAUCGGGAUAAGGAACUCAAUGACAUGGUUGCAGUGCAUCAGAGAGAGCUUCUAGCCUGGGAGGAUGACCGGCAAAAAAGACUGACCUUAGCAGAACGAUGCAACUUAUUAAACAAUGAGCUGAACAAGAGAAAUGAAAUGAUAAAAUCCCUGACCAAAAGGUUAAAGUUUUUAGAAUCUCAGCAGAAUGACAGUAGGGCGACAUUUGAAUAUACGCAACAGAAGUUUAAAGAGCUGUCUCAAAAAGUAACAGAUGCAACUGUUCACUGUCAGGCUCUGGAGGAGAAAAAUCGAAGUCUCCACUGCUCAGUUUUGGAACUGUCUGCUAAAACAGGCCAGCUGCAAGCGAGAGAACAGGAGCUUCUUACUAUGCUUAAGCUGAAGGAUGAGGUUAUACUUGAAACAACUGAUCACAUUACUGAGUUUACAUCUAAAUUCAGAAAGCUGGAAAGUGCAUUGCGUGCAGCAAAGACGGAGGAAUUCAGUCUCAACGAAGAAAAGCAAGACCUCAAACUGAGACUGAAAGAACUAAUACUUGAAGCACAUAAACUGAAAGAUGACCUCUGUGAAAAGGUGAAGGAAAAUAAUAAGCAGCAGGAAGAAAUCAUUCACCUCAGAAAAGAAAAUGGCUGCUUGAGGAAUGAGCUCGCACUUACUGUUGAGAAAGCAAAGAGAAAGGAUCAGCUUCUUCAGUUUGCCAAGUCUAAACAAGCACGGACUGAUACAGAACUAUCAAGUUUGCGACAGAUCUACAUAAAACAGCAGCGUGACUUGCAAUUUCUUCAUGUCAAUUUGGAGAGCUCUCAGGAAUUAAGGCAAAAGCAUGAAAAGGCGGCCCAUGAAACGAGCCUAGGUAUGGCAUUCUCUGCCCCUGAAAGUAACAGCGAGACAGACGCAGUUAGGACUGAGGGCACUCACGAGAUAUGCGAGGAGCGUGGAACUGCACAAGUUCCAAAAAGUAGGGUAAAAAUCACCUCUGAGAUGUGUGAAGUAGAUAAAAGACUGUUACUGAAUGCAUCAGACUUGGAGGAAACUACCUCAGCGUACUUAAACCGGUGUCAAAAAGUUGUGAAAGUCUUGGCUGUCCUUACGGAAGAAGAAGAAAGGCAGGAUGUUGCAUCAAGCCCUGAUGAGCUAGGCAGCAAAGUAUUUUGUGAGGCAAACAACACAAGGCCAUUGAGAAACAGCGCAAUUUCUGAGAAUGGAGUGGAAAGCAGAGACCAACAAACCUUUGAGUCAUCUUUACCUGAAUAUGAGCAUUGGCUUAAUGUCAGUUCUCGUGUAGAUUCGCCAAGUACUUUGAUCCAGAACACUGUCACAUCUGAAAAAACUGAUAAUGAAAAUAAAACCUGGGAAGACAGAACUGGCAUUCUGUUUGGUGAAAAAAGCAGAGAGGCUUCUGCUGCAAUUCACAACUCUGAAUCUGAUUCCUGUAGUAGUAACACCUUCAUCAUAAAAAAAGAUGCAUGGUGGGAGCCAAUAUCAGAUCCAGAAUGGUUGAAGAUUUUCAAACCCAUGAAAGGAGAUGGAAGUAUAUGGCAUGGAAAAAAUUGCAGCUGUCCCAAGACUGCACAAGAGACGAAAUGUGCCAGCUCGAAAAGUGAAGAAAAUGUGGAUCUGAAUUCUUUUCACUUGGAUUCUCCCUGUUUGGCAUCCACCCAGAAAGGAGAAAGGCCUCAAAGAUGCGAGAAAUUCUCUGUUGAAGACUUACCCCUGGAGAUCAAUGAUCUUUCAGUGACUAAGCCAACAAAUAGGUGCUGCAGUGCUACCAUGGACCAAGGCACCGGUUCCCCCAUAAGUAAGCUGCAGCAUGCGUUGGCCGAGUCUCGACAGAUGGUUGCUGAUCUGGAGCUUAGCACUCUCCUCCACACGAGCCCCCGCUGCAGUCCGAACAGCAGCAGCAUUAAUACGACAGGAGAACUUGCAGAAGCUCUUCACAGAACCCAGUUAUCUGCUGCAGAAGAAAGAGAUGCUAAGCUUCCACUCUUUUCUCUAUGA